AUGCAGCUCUCAAGCCUCCUCGUCUUUGUCGGCGCCGUCGCCGCCCUCGACAUCCCGACCCACAUCAGCCGCGACGCCCCGACCAAGGUCGAGCGUGACCUGGCCACCAUCUCGCGCGUCGUGACCGACGUCGACAGCAAGAUCAAGGACCUGACCGACAGCAUCAAGAACUUCAACGGCGACCCCUCCGGGCUCUCCAAGGCUUCGUCGACCUUGACGUCGACGCUCAAGCAGGGCGCCAGCGACGUCAACGCUGGCACCUCCAUCACGCUCAACGAGGCCAUCACCCUGCAGGCUCAGGUGUCUGGCCUCCAGAGUGACUCUAACAACCUCAUCAGCGCCCUGACCGACAAGAAGAAGGCCUUUGAGGAUGCCAGCCUCUGCGGCGUCAUCUACCAGCAGUCGGGCGACCUCGGCACCAACGCAAAGUCCCUCAUCGACGCCGUCGUCUCAAAGGUUCCCCAGGACGUCCAGUCCCUCGCCCAGCAGGUCGCUUCGGGCUUCAGCAAGACCCUCAUGGACACCCAGGCCCAGUUCGCCCCCGGCAACUGCACCAACAAGGGCACCGCCGCCGCCGUCCCCGCCGGCUCCCCUGCCGCCUCGGGCACCGGCUCUGUCGGCGGUGGCGCCUCGAGCAGCUCCCCCACCGGCCAGCCCGUCACCGCCGGUGCUGCCACCUUUGCCGCCCCGGUCGGCUUCGUCAUGGCCCUCGCUGCCGCCAGCUUUCUUUUGUAA
Molecule: messenger RNA, 735 nt
Organism: Pyricularia grisea
Lineage: Eukaryota; Fungi; Ascomycota; Sordariomycetes; Magnaporthales; Pyriculariaceae
Exons: 1
Coding region: 1-735 (244 amino acids)
Cellular component (GO): extracellular region
Source: RefSeq, a predicted model, not a curated record